This is a messenger RNA of Bursaphelenchus xylophilus (pine wood nematode), 571 nucleotides long. Lineage: Eukaryota; Metazoa; Nematoda; Chromadorea; Rhabditida; Aphelenchoididae. The record is from the annotation of a GenBank genome assembly.
AUGAGUGGACUAAAAGGUAAUUUUACCAGAUCGCAGCUAUAAUAUUAUUUAAGCCGUCGUUUCCUUAUCUCUGGCUGCCGUUAUCGGUCUCACACUGCUGGUUCUCGCUUGUGUAUUGACAUCAGAAGGGUGAGCAAAUCUUUGAUGUCUGAGAACGGGUUUAGGACAUGGUGGCCAAUGUUUGUGAUCGUCUUCUACCUUUUAUCUCCACUUCCUAUUUUAAUUGCGCGCAAUGUUUAUGACUGUGAAUUCAACGUAGCAUCCCCAGGAAUCGAAUUCGCCCUGUUUGCGACAACUGGUAUUGUGUUCUCGGCUUUUGCUCUUCCCUUCAUCCUAGCUCAUGCUGGUGUGGUAAGCUAUUAUUACUUUUUGUUGUUUUUAGUCACGUGGUCUAAACAUUUAACUUUUAUUCACUGACGUUUUGUGGUCGUACUUGAGACGUUGUUUUGUGUUUUAGAUCCAGACGACAGCCGUUCUGUUGACCUGCGUGGCCUCAGUUUUCAUGUUUGGCACAAUUUACAGCUGGUUCCGGGUUAAUUCGGAGGACGAUUACUCGGCCAAUAUCUUCUAA